Messenger RNA from Pogonomyrmex barbatus (red harvester ant), 1532 nucleotides. RefSeq lists its product as uncharacterized. Lineage: Eukaryota; Metazoa; Arthropoda; Insecta; Hymenoptera; Formicidae. The record is from RefSeq and is a predicted model, not a curated record.
AGAACAUUUUGUUUUUCUUUUCAUUUGCGUAGAAAGUGAGAUCGAGUAAAACGCGAAAGGGGUUGCAUCGAGGAGUAUUGUUUUCUCGUGCAAACGACAAGACGCACUUAAACGUAUUUUUCGCAUUUUCGUUGCAGAUUUAGAUAAUGGCCUUCCAAUUGGAUGAUCUAUUGAAGGACGACAAGAAAGACGCGAAUUUAAUACCUGACUUAAGUAAAGCGACUUGCAACUCUUAUGAGGAGUUUCGCCGACUCAAAGAGCACUGUCCAGAAUUUAAGAUUAAACCGGAAAAGGUAAAAAGAGAGGACACGAAAGUUCGUGACAAAGAAUUUUCGUGGAAAGCGACCAAGAAGGAACUUAAGAACAUUAGCAGAGAAUGGACUUAUGGAGAUCCGGUUCCACCAGAUAUGAGAGAAUUGGAUCUGCAGGAACUGCAACAAAUCGCUAUCGAUUGGCGUAUGCUGACUCCGAUCAGACCGAAGCUCCGCCAAGACGAAGAAAUGUUUUCGAGAUUGGUGAGGAUUAAUUUUACACAAUUUUUUAAUAGAUAUCGUUUGCAAUUUUGUCCGAACGCAGAAACAAAAUAUAAACUGAUCUCUCCGUUCUUCAAGGUGGAGAUGGGCAAAUUAGAGGUGAAGACGAUAAUGAAAGAACGUCGUUCGCCAACGAGUCCCAUUAGACGAAGUAAGAAUCGCGCGGGGAUAAUCGAAAGUAGCGUGAAGAUCUGCAGAGAAUGCGGCGAGGAAUAUUGCUUCGGCGAAUUUUGCGGGGACGUCCUUUAUGAUUCUUUCACGAGAGUAACAAUCGCCACUCAGCAAUCGAAGAUUAAAAUAUCCGCGGACACUGAAGCUAUUAUCGCCAGAAUGGACCGUAAGAAGAAAAAGAAGAAAAAGGGAAAGAAAAGGGUCAAGAGUAAAAGCAGAAAAUCCAGGAAAUCUGCCAGACUGUUAGUCAACAGCAAGGCGAGAAGAUCGAUAACGGAUCUCGAAAGUAAAUCUGCUAAGGCGAGGAAUAAUAGAGGGCAAGAUGAAAAACCGGCGAAACAAUUUAAAAGGAAAUGUAGUAAAUAUACGAAGAAAGGCAAGGGCCAUUUACGCAAGUAAUCGUUACGAUGUUAAAAUAAAAUAAAAAUAAUUGGAAAGUCUGAAAAUGCAUAUCCUCUAAAAUCUAUCUUAUAUAUCUAUUUGUAUAAUACAUAAUUUGUUCUUGUAGUAUAAAAAGUUUCUCGGAGAUGAAUAUAAAGAAAAAUAUUAAUCUAAUAAAACUGUAACUAAAUAUAUGCGGUAUAUAAAUUUUUGUCGAUCUAUUUAUCCAUAAUAUUUAGAUGAGAUAAAUAAAUAAAGUAAAUAAGGUUCGUGUAUAGGUAAAAUUUCAGCAUUUUUAGUAAUAUAAGAAAAUAAUUAAGAAAGCGAAAUAAAUAAAAAUAUAUUCGAUUAAUUAAAGGAAAAACAAAUUCAAAAUUUUCUUUAAACAGUAAGUAAAUGUACAUAUGCGAGUCGGACGGGCGCAGUAAAUGCUCUCUAUUAAAUGCU